Messenger RNA from Lampris incognitus (smalleye Pacific opah), 3601 nucleotides. RefSeq names its product importin 8 (gene ipo8). Gene Ontology annotation, biological process: protein import into nucleus. The record is from RefSeq and is a predicted model, not a curated record. Bases 193 to 3252 code for a protein of 1019 amino acids. The transcript is spliced from 25 exons. Gene Ontology annotation, cellular component: cytosol; nuclear envelope. Gene Ontology annotation, molecular function: small GTPase binding. Lineage: Eukaryota; Metazoa; Chordata; Actinopteri; Lampriformes; Lampridae.
CCGUAAAUCGUCUGUUUACUUUGCGUUUGCGUCCGCCGACGUGCUGGUUGCCGGUAGGACGGGGCAGGGCCAGCCUAUGCAGAUUUAGGACGGUGUGUGUGUGUGUGCGUGUGCGUGUGUGUGUGUGUGUGCGUGUGUGUGUGUGUCUGGGAUUCUGGGAACGCACCAGUAAUCGCGGAAUUGAAAACCCAAAUGGAUCCCAACCGCAUAAUCCAAGCGCUGAAAGGGACGAUUGAUCCCAACCUGCGGAUAGCGGCUGAAAAUGAGCUCAAUCAGUCCUACAAGAUCAUCAACUUCGCUCCCACGCUUCUCCAGAUCAUCGUGUCGGAGCAGGUGGACUUCCCCGUUCGCCAGGCAGCUGCCAUUUACUUAAAGAACAUGGUGAGCCAGUACUGGCAGGACAGGGAGCCUUCCCUGGGGGAGGUGGUGUUUCCCUUCAACAUUCACGAGAACGACCGGCAGCAAAUCAGAGACCACAUCGUGGAGGGGAUCAUCCAAUGUCCCGAGUCCAUACGGGCCCAGCUGACGAUGUGCCUGCGAGCAAUCAUCAAGCACGACUUCCCUGGACGCUGGACUGCCAUCGUGGACAAGAUCGGUAUAUAUCUGCAGUCCCAGAGCAGUGGGAGCUGGUACGGCAGCCUGCUGGCGCUCUACCAACUGGUCAAGACAUACGAGUAUAAGAAGGCAGAUGAGAGGGAACCACUGCUGGCCGCCAUGCAGAUCUUUCUGCCUCGCAUCCAGACGCUCAUCACACAACUGCUAGCUGACGGCACUAUUUUCUCUGUGCUCAUCCAGAAACAGAUCCUCAAGAUCUUCCACGCCCUUGUACAGUACUCUUUGCCCCUCCAGCUGAUCAAUAACACCGUGAUGACCCAGUGGAUGGAGAUCCUCAGAGCCGUGAUGGACCGCGAUGUUCCUCCCGAGACACUGGAGGUUGAUGAGGAUGACCGUCCUGAGUUGGUUUGGUGGAAGUGUAAGAAGUGGGCGUUGCACAUCAUCACCAGGCUGUUUGAGAGGUAUGGCAGCCCGGGCAACGUGACCAAGGAGUACUUUGAGUUUGCCGACUUUUUCCUGAGGACAUACGCGGUGGGCAUCGAGCAGGUGCUGCUUAAGGUGGUGGACCAGCACAGACAGAAGUAUUACGUCACGCCACACGUCCUGCAGCAGUCCCUCAACUACCUCAACCAGGGCCUGUCCCACUCGCUCACCUGGAAACAGAUGAAACCGCACAUGCAGACCAUAUGCCAGGAGGUGAUCUUUCCUCUCAUGUGUUACAAGGACGAGGAUGAGAAGCUCUGGCAGGAGGACCCCUACGAGUACAUCCGCAUGAAGUUCAACAUCUAUGACGACCACGCCCUACCUGCCACCGCCGCUCAGAGCCUCCUGUGUAAAGCCGCCCGCAAGAGGAAGGAGGUUCUUCCUCAGAUGAUGGAAUUCUGCCACCAGAUCCUGAUGGAUCCCUCUGCUGACCCGCGCAGGAAGGACGGGGCACUGCACUGCAUCGGCGCUUUGGCUGAGCUCUUACUAAAGAAGCGGAUGUACAGGGAACAGAUGGAGCUGAUUCUGCAGAACUACGUGUUUCCUUUGCUCAACUCCCCUCUGGGAUACCUUCGAGCCAGGUCCUGCUGGGUGCUGCACUGCUUUAGUCCCCUGAGGUUUCACGAUGAGCUGGUGCUGAGGAACGCCGUGGAGCUGGUCAAACAGGACCUGAUAGCUGACAAGGAGAUGCCCGUCAAAGUGGAGGCCGCCAUCGCUCUGCAGACGCUGAUCAGCAACCAGGACCAAGCCAAGGUGUACAUCAGGCCCUACAUUCGGCCGGUGAUGCAGGAGCUGCUCCACGUCGUCAAGGAGACCGAAAACGACGACCUGACCAACGUCAUUCAGAAAAUGAUCUGCGAGUACAACCAGGAAGUGGCUGCCAUUGCUGUGGACAUGACCCAAAACCUGGCUGAGAUCUUCACCAAGGUCCUGCAGAGUGAGGAGUAUGAGGAGAGUGAGGACAAGACCGUCAUGGCCUUGGGGAUCCUCAGCACCAUCGACACCAUCCUCACUGUCAUGGAGGACCACAAGGAGAUUACCCAGCAGCUGGAGGGGAUCUGUCUGCAGGUCAUCGGCCUCGUCUUGCAGAAGCCCAUCAUAGGUAUGGCAGAGUUCUACGAGGAGAUCCUGUCCCUGGCGUUUGGCCUGACCUGCCAGACCAUCUCCCCCCAGAUGUGGCAGCUGCUGGGGGUCCUCUACGAGGUGUUCCAGCAUGACUGUUUUGACUACUUCACAGAUAUGAUGCCUCUUUUGCACAACUACGUUACGGUGGAUACGGACAUGCUCUUGUCGAACCCCAAACACUUGGAGGUCAUCUACACCAUGUGCAAGAAGGUCUUGACCAGCGAUGCCGGCGAGGACGCGGAGUGCCACGCUGCCAAGCUGCUGGAGGUCAUCGUCCUGCAGUGCCGGGGGAGAGGCAUCGACCAGUGCAUCCCUCUGUUUGUGGAGGCGGUGUUGGAGCGACUGACCCGGGGGGUGAAGUCCAGCGAGCUGAGGACCAUGUGCCUGCAGGUGGCCAUCGCUGCCCUCUACUACAACCCGGCCUUGCUCAUGCACACGCUAGACAACAUGCACUUUCCGCACAACCCUCAGCCAAUCACGGCUCACUUCAUCAACCAAUGGAUGAACGACACGGAGUUCUUCCUCGGACUCCAUGACCGCAAGAUGUGCAUUAUUGGCCUGAGCGUGCUGAUGGAGCUGCCCAGCCGGCCGGCGGUGGUGGAGGGGGUCGCCGCUCAGAUUGUUCCCUCCAUCCUGCUCCUCUUCCUGGGGCUCAAACACCUGUACGCCUCCCGCCUCCUCAACAAGCCGGACCUGCUGGCCCGUGCCGGGGCUCAGGACGAGGAUCAGAACGAGGAGAUCCCCAGCGAUGAAGAUGAGGUGAACGAGAACCGCGGCGUCAUGCAGCAGCAGUCCAGCGCACUGGCGGGCCAGGGGAAUGAGGAUGAGGAUGAUGAAGAUGAAGACGAUUACUGGGACGAGGAGGGCUUCGAGGGGACGCCCCUUGAGGAGUACAGCACGCCUCUGGACUACGACAACGGCGAGGACGAGUAUCAGUUCUUCACUGCUGCCCUGCUCAGGGUCCAGAACACAGAUGCAGGCUGGUACCAGUCAUUGACGGCUCCCCUCAGCGAUGACCAGAAAAAGCAGCUUCAGGAGAUCUACAGCCUCUCCCAGCAGAGGAGGAGCACUGCUGCCAAGGGCCAGUGAGUGGCCAGGAGCUGGCGGCAGGGGGCAGUGCGACAGAGGGAGGAGGAUGAGGAAGAGAGGAGGGAUGGUCUGAGCUGAUCUGAACCAAUGAGGACCGCUUCAGUCCGGAGCAGAUCGGCGCAGACUCGACGGCUCAAGACACGACCGGGUUUUUCGGCGUACCAUCAGAUGUGGACUGAGCAGCAGGGACUAACACUGUACAUAACCACAGCCCCCGCCGGACUUUUCCUACCACCGGGACCGGACUGUGUGUGUGUGUGUGUGUGUGUGUGUGUGUGUGUGUGUGUGGGUUUAUAUUUGUCUUUCUCUCUGUUUUAGAUGUAUGUGUGCGCUUAUGGUGAGGGAAGGA